Molecule: messenger RNA, 3133 nt
Organism: Thermothelomyces thermophilus ATCC 42464
Lineage: Eukaryota; Fungi; Ascomycota; Sordariomycetes; Sordariales; Chaetomiaceae
Exons: 4
Coding region: 106-2595 (829 amino acids)
Biological process (GO): regulation of transcription by RNA polymerase II; DNA-templated transcription
Cellular component (GO): nucleus
Molecular function (GO): DNA-binding transcription activator activity, RNA polymerase II-specific; RNA polymerase II cis-regulatory region sequence-specific DNA binding; zinc ion binding
Source: RefSeq, a predicted model, not a curated record
UGCAACCUGCAACCGACGACCACCCGCCCUCACUCUCGCGCUUUCUGCCCUUCGGGGGCCCCCCGCCGGGGACAUCGAGUCUCGACAAUACCCGGGCGCGCAGCCAUGGACGUGGAAAUGGCCACGGACGCUGCGCCGCCUGCUCCAGCUCCGGCGCCGACCACACCGGCCUCUGUUGGAAGCCCGGGAACCCUCAAGCACGGCGAGCCCAGGCGGCGCAACCGACCGGCACUCUCAUGCAUCCAAUGUCGAACGCGCAAGAUUCGCUGCGAUCGCAACGAGCCUUGCGCCAGUUGCAUGAAGUCCAAGAUCGUCAAUUGUACCUAUGAGGAGGCGCGCCGCCCGAAACCGCGGCUAUGGAGGCUCUCCCCGGCCCCGCCUGCUGGCGGCCAUCCCGAGCUCUCCCCAACCUCGACGGAAGAGCGCGCGGGCGCCGGCUCGACCUUCUCCUUCAGCAGGGAUAUGGCAGCGCCAGUGCCGCCGCAGCCCGCAACCUCGAAUCCUUCAGUUGCCGGUUCGGGUGUGCCGCCGCCGCCCGGUAGAACCUCAGAACCGCUGUCUGGCGUGAGCCCGCGCUCGCUGCCGCAGAUGCACCCUGCCGAAGCCGGUACCGAAUCCGCUGGGCCGCUCGGCAGCACGGCGGCUCUCGCUGAGCGGGUCCGGCAUCUCGAACAGCAGCUCGCUGAUGCCCUGAAACGCCCCGGAUGUGGGUCUCCAUCAUCCCGCUCGGCGCACGGGGCGUUAUUCCCGGACCGGGGCCCCCAAUAUCGACCCUCCAAGUUGAACUGCUGGAUCGACGGUGAAAAGCUCUUUCCCCUCGUUGUCAAUGUCGCCGAACGCAUCAAGUCGGACAAGAGUUCCGACGCCUACUUCCUCCUCCAGAAAUGCAGGGACCUGGGCGGGGCCAUUCUAUCUAUGAGAACUGCCACAUCCGCCCCGGCUCAGCUCGGUCACACCAUACCACCCAAGGCCACUGUUCAGCGACUCGUGGACGCGUACUUCAGGACCUUUGAGAGCGUUUACAGAAUCCUCCACCGACCUACUUUCUGGCAGGCUUACGAGGAGUACUGGAAGAAUCCAAGCGCUGCUGACCUGGGCUUCGUGGUGCAGCUGCAACUCUGCAUGGCCAUUGGCACAUGCUUCCAGGACGAUGUCGCGGCUCUCCGUCGUUCAGCUGCUCAGUGGAUAUACGAAGCGCAGGUUUGGCUAGUGACCCCCAUUGAAAAGUCCCUGAUCAGCGUCAGUGGCCUCCAGGUCAUGUGCUUGCUUCAUCUCGCCCGAGAGACGUGCGGUGUCGAAAGCGACAUGGCCUGGAUAAGUGCCGGCUCACUAUUACGGACUGCCAUGUUCCUCGGUCUCCACCGCGACCCCGAUAACUUGCCAGAUAUGUCAGUAUUCAAUGCCGAGAUGAGGAGACGCCUGUGGGCGACCGUCUUGGAGAUUGUCCUCCAAGCCAGCCUGGACUCCGGCGCCCCGCCCUUGCUGGCUUUGUCCGACUUCGAUACGCGCCCCCCAUCCAAUUACGAUGACGAGCAGUUGAGCGACAACGCCAAAUUGCCUUCGAUACCCCGGCCCCCAAAUGCCUUUACCCAAACCACCGUUCAAAUCGCACUACUUCGCUCUUUCCCCGUACGCCUAGCCAUUGCUCAAUAUGUCAACCAUUUCCAUUCCCACGCCACGUUCGAGGAGACUCUAAAAUGGAAUACCGAGUUGACAAACUCGUGCCGCGCGCUCUCAGCCACGUUCCAGCCCUUUUACGACCCGGCCGGCAUCUUACCCAAACGCCUGUCGCUAUUUCAGUUACGCCUAGCCGAACACUUGGUACAUCGCUUCUUCCUGGCCCUCAAUCACCCCUGGUUAUUGUCGGCACACAAUAACCCGACGUACUACUUUGCGCGCAAAAUGUGCGUUGAAACGUCCCUCAAGCUCUACCGGGCCAUCGCGACUGGGUCUCCGGCCGGUGAUUCUGGCACCGCAAGCCAGACCGACGACUUUACCAGACUUGCCACUUGCGGGUACGGGGCGUUCCGCUCCGUCCCAACCCUAGCCGUCCUCACUAUCUGCCUGGAGCUGCUAUGGCAGGUGCAGGAGGACCGCUCGUUCAGACAAAGUAUGAGCAUAGAUCAUCCGCUCGAACGUCCGGCACCACCUGGAAGCGAACCAGACGUGAGCAGCUCUGUGGGUAUUGGAAUCGGUAGCGGAGCCGCGCCUCGGCAGGAACUCGUGGAGGCGGUCAAGUACGCCAUCGGGUGGACUUCGCGACGUGUCAGAUUCGGAGAAACAAAUGUUAAGGGCUACCUUCUGUUUUCUGCGCUCCUAUCCCAGGCGCAAGCCGUGCAGCGCGGUGCCUCAGAUGCGGAAGUAGAGCGUCAGGUGCUAAACACCGUGGGGGAGGAACUCAGCCGCUGUCUGGUGUUGCUUGAGGAGGCAGCUGGCCGGGAUCCAUCUUUUGCGGCAAGUGGCGGCGGCGAGAGGGCUCUUGAUAAAAGAGCCUCGGGAUGGAGUGCGACAAGGGGAUCCAACAAUACGGAUCGGACACGUGGAUUCAACUCUAUCUUCAACAUUCACGAUGCAAAUUUCUUUGUCGGCACUUGAUUCUUUCCAGAUAAUUACUUGUCCGAUGCCGCAUAUUACAUCUGAACACCCAGUCGCGUAAGCUUGCGAUAGUGUUCCGGGGUCAAAGGUUCGGACCCAAACGGUCUCUGUAACCAGACCAGAUUCCACGGGCAUCUAUCGUCUUUGCCAUUGCCGGGCCUGGUGAGGCAGAGGUCUCCUCCAUCCACGCCAUGUGCAUUUUCUGAGGUUUUGACAAGACUGCCCAUGUUUACAUAUAGCACCCUUCAAGCCAUUGUUGGGAUGCAAGUGAGAAUAUGAAUCUUGGUUCACUGUUCCGCCCCGCCGGGGGGGGGGGGGGGGGAGGAAGGGGAGGGAAGGGGGAAAGUGGCUUGGGCAUUCCUAACACAUGAAUGUUUCGGCCUUGCAGCUUGUCCCAACUGUUCAACACUAAGUUGAAGACGGGCUUAUCUCCGCACCCAGUUCCCACUACAGUACUGACAGAUCUCUUCCACCAGCGGUGCUAGAGGUGGAUGUAGAUGUUAGAAGUGAAUCGAAAUGAUCCGGAAUUUAAUGCCCU